AUGGGCUUCGUAGUGAAAAAAAAAGAAAAAGAUGAAGAUGGCGAAAAAAGUAAUGAAAGUAGCGAUUCAUCUUCAAAUACUAUAAGUGAAGGUGAUGACCUUGGAGCAGUACUUGUACCGUCAACACCGAAAUCAAAGUUGAAGAAGAAAGCAGAGGCAAAAAUGCCCAACGAUGAUGAUGAAAACGUCAUGCAAACACCUCUCGAUAAACUGAAUCGUGUGCCGAGGCGUAGAAAUGAGAAGUUAGCAGCAUUACUGGAAAAAACAUUGAAAGCUCAAGCUGAAUCUCCAAAGAAAAUGGGAUCGUCAGCCAAAAUACAUCCUAAAAAAUCUUCUGUCACCUCAUCAUCUGCUUUAUGCAGUACCAAUUAUCCUUCACGAACACGUUCUGCACGUGUCAAUUUAAACGAACGUUUUGCUGCAGAAGAUAAACUAAAAAAGGAGAGCAAUUCUUCUUCUAGCAUAUCACCAGAAAUGCUACGUGCUCCAAUAAGCUUAACACUGGAUAAAAAAAUCAUUGGACGGUAUCGUAAACGCAUCGAAGAAAUCCGUCAAUCUGCGCCUACAAGCAAUAAAGAUGAGGUAUUUUAUGGUCGUUGUACAUCACGUCACAAUUUGUUUGAUGAUAGCAUUGAUAAGAAGAGUGAUGAGAAGAUUAAAGCACGAUCUACAUGUAUUCAGAAAAAUCGUAGCGGUCGUUCAGUACAAGCAAGCCAAAAAGUUUAUAUGGCUCAUGCUUUACUUAACGUGUACAAUAACGAUCCUCUGAAUCCUUCAAAGCCGCCCAAGGAAGCUUCAUUUAAAUUACAUCGUCUUAUCCGUCCAGCAUGUAAAUCUGACAAAAAGAAACUAUCUAAGCUACGACUUCGAGUAGCUCGUGAAAAGUCUCUACCGUCACUUUGGAAUAGUGCAUCAUGUGCUGAAGAUGCUUCUGAUUCUUCUCAUGACAGCAAAGCAAAGUCAGAAAGUCCUCCAGGAAAAUUCACGGAAGGAAACGAAGAGCGAAAAUUUGAUCACAUGGAGAAGUUAUCAGAAAAAGAAAGUUUAAUUAAGUCAGAGGAUGUUUUCAAAGAACCGGAUUCAGGAAAAUUAUCUAAGAGUUCUACUUGCAGUCUUAAGAAUACAGGCACUAGCUCUGAUUCUUCUUGUGCAUCAUCAGUGGAAAAAAGGGCUAGAAAAAGAAAAGGUUCUUCGUCCUCAGCAAAUGGAUUGUCGCUAAAUCAGCUGCAUUAUUUGGAUAAAUUACAGGAUGAAUCGCCAGUGAGAGGAGAACUGGUGAAGGAUUUAAAUGAAACAAAGAAAAUUGCUGAGUCGUUUGGCACUGCCAUCGAUUUUGUUCCAGAGGGAUUGGACUCAGAAAAUGCUUCAGAGCAAAUCAUGAAUGUUGAUCAAGAAACUGCAGUAGGUACCAUCGGGUAUGAAACUGAGAAUCAGUCAGGUUCCAUGGGAAUAUCAAAUAAUAUCGAAUAUGAAACUGAAGAUCGUUUAACUUCCUCCGAAAUAUCCACUAAUAUGAAAGAGAGAUGCGCUGAAGAAAUGGAAUCAUUAUCAAAUAAUGUCGAAAAAAAACAAAAUAUGGAUGGAUCUUAG
Messenger RNA from Thelazia callipaeda (thelaziosis nematode), 1590 nucleotides. The record is from the annotation of a GenBank genome assembly. Lineage: Eukaryota; Metazoa; Nematoda; Chromadorea; Rhabditida; Thelaziidae.